This is a messenger RNA of Mytilus californianus (California mussel), 4273 nucleotides long. RefSeq lists its product as uncharacterized. NCBI's taxonomy places the organism in Eukaryota, Metazoa, Mollusca, Bivalvia, Mytilida, Mytilidae. The coding region runs from base 182 to 2446 and encodes 754 amino acids. The transcript has 16 exons. The record is from RefSeq and is a predicted model, not a curated record.
CCAAGAUCUAAAACAGGGAAGUAAAAUCCUUGUCACAAAAACGAAAGCAGGUGCUGAUUUGUGUUCCAGAAAUGUAGAGAAGUAUUUAUGAAUAUACCGAUGCAGCAUAUUCGUUUUUUCAUGAUCAGAUAACAUCACUUGCCUAAAGUACAGAUACAUAGUUUGUCUUGUGAUAAGGAUAAUGCAUAGUGGUAAAUACAAUCCUCCAAGUUCUGCAACAGGGGGACCAACAUCAAAGAAAAGUAAAACUCCGAAUGCGCCGUCACCAGCACAAUCGAAAAAAGACCCACAGCGGAACGACCAAGACGAAAUAUUGGAAUGCAUCUGUUCUCUCGGCAAGAAGAUACGUAAAGACUUUAAAAAAUCGGGGAAAAUUCAGACAAGUGUGAAAGAACUUGAAAAAGAUAUACAAAGUUUGAUAAACGAUAUUGUAAAAGAAGAAAAGAAGCAUGAUGAAACUAAAGGGCCUGUCACUAAAGACAAAACGAAAGAAAAGGAUAGUUCCAAAAAAGAUGCAACGCAAAAAACUGCAGUAAAUGAAGAAGAAACCGAUUUGUUAUCUUUAUUUAAGACGAUGAAACAUGAGAAGAUAAAACUGAAUAGUGAUUUAGUGACUGCUAGGAAAGAUUUAAAUUUAAUCUGUGAAAAAAUAUACUCAAGUGGAAAAGAUUUAGGAAUGGAGUCAGUUGAUGAAAAACCGCAUGAUGUUAAGAGUUCAAAGGAAACUAUUACUUGCUUAUUGGAAGAAAAUAGGAAAUUGAGUAAAAUUCUUAGUAUGCUAAACAGAGAAAUCGAGACCUUGGACAUGCAACAAAAAGAUGCUAGCAAAGACCAACAUAAAAAGAAUGCUAAAGUUAAAAAACAAAAGGAGGACAAAGACAUGAAUAAAUUUAAGACCAGCAAGCAAAAUGACAAACAACACUCAAAUUUAAGUGAUGAAUCGCCUUUUACCGUCUUCACAGCUUUUGAUAAUAAUGCUCCGAGAAUAAUUGAAACCCUUAAGAAUGAGUCUAUGCUACAAGAGCAAAAAAGUCAUCUUGAUAAGAUCAGACAGAUUGCUAUUGGACUUUGUAAACGAGAAGACCAAACGAAUCAGACGGUACAUUCUUUGCUAGACACAGGCAAAGCAGCGGAGAUUAUACAGAAAGAAGUUGAUAUUCUUUUACAAAUGAAAGAACAAAUGGAAAACGACAAAAAGGACCUUGGUUAUCACUUAGCUCAAGCCCAGUUUGUCAGUAAAAACAUUAAAGCGAGCAAAGAUAAAAACGGAGAAAUACGCGUUUCUGGAAGAGUUAGCGAAAAUAAGACUACAAGUAACGUAAAUACAAAUGAAAGAAAGACUAAUACCAAGGAACAACACAAGAACCCACAACAUGAGAAAAAAAUAAAUACAAGGGAACGAACAAACAUACCAGAUAAUUUACAAGGAUAUAUAUCAGAAACUGUAAAGGAAUUGGACAAAAUUCUAACUUUCAUACAAGAUGAAUUUAACAAUCUAGACCAUCAACAUGGAGUGAAGGAUAAAGCACUAAAUCAUGUUCUAAACACAACACAAAAAGCGACAUUUUACGUCAGAAACAGUAUCGAAAAUAUUGAAAUGGAAGGGAAAAGAUUUGAUGUUGAAGAUUUUGCUGAUUUGUCAUCAUUUAACGAUGACAUAUUACAACUUGUCACAAAUGUAGAGUCCUUGAAGAAAAAAUAUGACAAAAAUCUUCAAGAGAUUGGUCAAACAAAGAAACAAUUAGAGGAAACAAAAAAUGAAUGCGAGACCUUACAGCACAGGUUGAGUAAGAUGGCUGGAGCUCGAUUAACUGAUGGAAAUCCGAACAUUACAAACUUAGGGGACCCGAACAGGCCGAUGAAAAUAGGAGAAACUUAUUCAGAGUUGUAUGACAAUGAAUGGACUGAUACUAUGGAUUUGUGUAUACAAAAGUUUGGCAAAUCAUAUGGGGAAGACUCUAUUAUUCAACAUUUGUUUAAAACAAUAGUUUGUUGCCACAAAUAUUGCGAGGAAAAGUCUGCAGUCAUGUUAAAAGCCGGAAAAGAAAGUUUACUAACUGCAGUGACAACUCUAAUGAUUGUGAGCAGUGAGGCUGAGGUUAUAAAACAAGCAAUGGACAUAAGAAAAAUGGCAACAGAAUCAACGUCGGAUCAACUGUUGGAUAGUAUUCGCAAAAGUAAGAAAGAAAUAAUAGCAACUAACUUUAAGACCAUGGAUAAAAAGAUUCUUGAGACGAUCAUGUCGACAUCAUUAUUUACCAAAUGUUUUAAAUUAUGUUGGGAGAUAGUAGUUCAAGACCCUCCAAUGUUCCUUGAUGAAGGACCACAGAAAGACCACAGAAAGCUUUCGACAAGAACGUUUUUCGAGAAUAUACAAGUAGUGGAACUAAAGUGGUUUUUACAGUGUGGCCAGCAUUAUACCUACAUAAAAAUGGACCACUGUUAGUGAAAGGUGUAGUAAACGUAAAAUAAGGAUGCAUGUGGAAAAAACAUUUGAAAUGUUUUGAUAUAUUUUCUUAUAAUGAAAAUAAAUAACUUAAAGAAUAUGUUUUGCAAUGUGAUUUUUUUUAAGUUCCUAACCUAUGCACACAUCAUAAAAUCACAAAGAAGAGAAAGAAACAAAAUUCGUUGUACUAGACCGACACUUUGAGUCGGAUAUUGAGUGAGCUUGUUCACAAGUAAUUUGUUACAGAAAGACAUGUUGCCCUACUUGGACACAUUGUGUUGAUCGAGCCUACCAGUUUUGUUCUUACUGCUAAAUACCAGAACACUAGCAGAUACCAAUUACCAGUCUUCUUUUCGUCCCAGUCGUGGUUUGAACGCACGACCUUCUGAAUUCUAGGUGAGCACACUUCGAAGAAAUUAAAGAGACGGGUUGACGGUAUGACCAGUGGAACUACUUAACUAGAUAUCUGAAAUUGCAAAAGAAAAUAUUGGAAGUGGAUUCUUGGAUAUGAUUCCUCUAACUAGUUUGUUUUUGUAACAAAUGAUGAAUUAGCUGUUCUGUAAUAAUAAUUCAGGAGAGCUACAUUUGUAUGUAAGAUUUCAGCUCCUUUUGGUUGAUUAGUUCUUUUCAUUUAUAUUAUAAUUGGGUUUACUAUUUUCAAGUAUUAUUGCCUCAAGCACCACUAAAGAGACAUUCGUUGUCGAAAUGCACAUCUGGAGCAGUGAAAUUGGUGCUAUUUACAUUAUGUAAGACAAAUAUAAGUAUGUGCUUCACAUUCCAAGAAACGUAUUGACUUAAAACAGACAUUCGUUUAUUAAGCGUUGAUCUUUUACACAUACGUGUAGUAAUUUGCUACAUAUCAGAAUAUUUUUUUUAAAUAUUGCAAACAAUGCAUUCUGAUGAAUUUAGUAAUAUUGUCUAACAGUGCGUUCAAGUGAAGAAUGGUAAGAAUUAACUCACAAAAUCUGAUCCCAUUAUUUUAUACAAAUCGUGCAACAUUUUAUCGUUUUUGAGCUUUUGAUUUUGCUAUUUACUUAGGAACCUUUUGUUAAGAACUUUCCUCGGAGUUCGGUAUUUUUCCUAUUUUACUUUUUUGGAACACUCUUAGAACAUCACAAUAUUAUAUUUGGAGCUGAAGCGCUCUUCAUUGCCAUUAUUACUAUUAAACUACAGACACUGAAUAACGCUUAGUUCCAAUAGGACAGAGUGUUCACAGUUGUCAAACAAUAUCACGCUGAUUAUCCGAAAUUAGAAUAAACGCGUUGAGAAAGCAGAAUCUUGAAUAUUGUUUGUUUUUAAAAGAAUACAAAAAUCAUGUUUGCUUUUUAAAAAAAUAUACUAUUGCAAGCAGACUUGGGGUAAUUGUAAUUGAAAUCAUUAAUCAGCUGUAAUCCAUUGCAAUUUUUCAAGUAAUCAUUGUAAUCAUUAAUCAGCAAAAAAUCUGAGUACAUGUUAUUUAAUUUAUUCAAUAACUUUUCAAAAUGCUUUGUAAUCCUGAUUACUUUUUGAUUACAUGCUGAUUACAAUGUAAAAAAUUCAUUAAAUGAUGUGAACAUUUUUAAGUUGUACAGUUGUUAUAUCUGGACAAACGAAGACAACUUCAAACUUUUUAACACAUCUCAAGAUAAGGAUUAUUAUUACAAUGUGUGAUUUAUUAGAUUUAUUAUUUGUCAUUGGGGACAGUGAAAACCGUGAGUUAUUGGAUAAAUCAAAAUAUAUAUAUGCAUAAUGUUUAUACCAAAUUUAUAGGAUUCAAAAAUCUACAUUUCUGAUUAUAAUUCAGAUUAAAAGUGAAUAUGAUAAGUGGCUAAACAUCCCGUUUUUUUU